AUGCAGCGUUACCUCAAGACUGCGAGAUUUCACAGCCUCUUUUUAAACACCCAGCACAGUUCCCAGCUAUGCAGGGAGACGAAUGUUGCCAUUAACCCUGAGUUGGGUUUCAACCGUCCACAAGGUGCAAGGUUACAGUCGAUCAUGCAGUCAUUAUCUAGACUUGGUCGUGUAAGAUCUUUAGACGGUAUUCGGUUUGGAGAACUUGAUUGCUCUAAGGUAAUCCUUUGUCAAGUUUGGUAUGGUACUACUGAAGUUAAUUAUAAUCCCACAAGCAGUCACCUCUUGAAGCUACUACAUUACGAUCAUCUCACAAAACUCACAUCGCUAGUUGCUGAUGGAUAUCCUCCAGCUUCUAACACAAGAACACUCCAAUCUUUGUUCUCGGAUAACUUGUUGGCCACUGCUGAUCCUCCUGAUCCCGCUCCCACUACUAUGAAGUCGAAAGCAUCUCCUUCCAUAAUACGUCAAGUAUACAUAGCUCCCACCGAAAGUGCCAUACCAGAAUCCUUGGUGAUUAGUCAUGAAGGGUUGUCAUAUCGCAUAUUCUUAUCAUUGGACAGCCAAAAAUGUUUCAAGUGCAACCAAUCAGGACACAUAGCCAACAAUUGCAGAUCUACACCCCAACCAUCGACCUCAAACAUGGAUGAUACCGUCCUUCCCUCAUCCUCAGUAAAACCCAAUAAUAACAUGUCUAGCAGUAUUCAACUGGAACCCACUAUCACACAGGCAGCCGAAGUUCGACAGACACAACUGCCAAUCUUAACUGAAGAAUCUCCUAACAGACAGACCAUAUCCACUCCACAACCAAUAUUGAGUCAAAGCAAAGAACUUAACAUAGAAAUGCCACCUACUCCAUCCGUAGCAACCACCGACGAUGCCAGCAACACAGGCAAAAGAAGUUUUUCAACAAUUGUUACCCCAACAUCAGAUUUUGAAACCUCAUCAACUCCAACCUCCGGACCGACCUUUAUAAAGCCAGCUAAAGCAUCAGUGAAAAAACCAAAAAUAGACUCCCAGCAAGCAGUUAUUUCAGAUCAAGCCUACGAACCAGCCAAACGUUUUAUAGAUACAAACCAAGACCUUUUAGUAUUAAAUUCUAUCCAGAUGAAAAGUCUCUUAGAAAAUGUGCACGGAACCCAGAACGUUAUAUCAGUAGUAAACGAAUACACCGUAGAUAUAAAAAGCUUGAUUGAAACAAUACUGCUCAUAUACCCUCAUUUAUCGGACCGAGCCCUGAAGAACAGGUUAACCAGGUUGCGCAAAAAACUAGAACGGCACAUCGAAAAUGACAAUAUCGACAGCGAAACCUCUUCUGUAGAUUCUAGUUUCUUUUAA
This is a messenger RNA of Acanthoscelides obtectus, 1338 nucleotides long. The record is from the annotation of a GenBank genome assembly. Lineage: Eukaryota; Metazoa; Arthropoda; Insecta; Coleoptera; Chrysomelidae.